GAUUCGAGUUCAUGCGUGCGCCGCCGCGGCCAAGGUGGCGAACGCGCGGGGAGGAGGAGAGCUCGCCGCCGCCGGCGGCGGCGUCGAGGAGGAGGACGAGCAGGAGGGCCGGCCGCCGCCGGCGGCGGCGUGGUGGAUGCUGUCCGGGUACGAGCGGAGCCAGGAGGCGUCCGUGAUGGUGGAAGCGCUGGCGAGGGUGGUCGCGGGCGGGGAGCCUCGCCGGGAGGGUGUCGCAGUCGCGCCGGCGGCGGGCGGCUGGCAGGGCUACGGCGAGAUGGCGCCGCCGCCUCACGAGUACGGCAGAGCAGCGACGCCGGCGCAGCACUCGCCCGCGGCGUCGGCGUCGGCGGGCCCGAACGGGGAGAUCCCGUCGCCGUCCUCUGCGGAGAGCAGCGGCGGCGGCGGGCCGCGGCGGCGGUACCGCGGCGUGCGGCAGCGGCCGUGGGGGAAGUGGGCGGCGGAGAUCCGGGACCCGCACAAGGCGGCGCGCGUGUGGCUGGGCACCUUCGACACCGCCGAGGCGGCGGCGCGGGCCUACGACGAGGCGGCGCUCGGGUUCCGCGGCAGCCGCGCCAAGCUCAACUUCCCGGAGUCCGCCGCGCUCCGCCCGCCCUCGGCGCCGCAGGCGGCGGCCGCGGCUCCUCCUCCUCCUCCGCCGCCGCCGCAGAGGCCGGAGGCGCUGCUGGAGUCGCAGGCGCUGGCGGGCGGCGGGGAAGAGGAGUACUCGGAGUACGCCCGGUUCCUGCAGGGCUCCGGCGAGCCGCCGCGCUUCCUCGAGCAGACGGUGGCCGCGCCCGCCGCGGCGCCGGGCUCGCCGUCGUUCCCGGUGUUGUUGAGCUUCGGAGCGAGUGGAAGCGACGGCGCGGCGAGCCAUCAGUGGUGGCCGGAGGGGAACCGCUCCGGAGGCGACGGCGUGGCGCCACCGCCGGCGACAUGGGCGGGCUCGGGGUGGUGGCCCGCGCCGCCGCGGGACCCGUCGGCAGGGUGACCCGCGUCGCCGCAGGGAUCGAGUUCCGGGCUUCCGGCCGUCCCUGCAUCCCUGAUCCGAAUUUUUGGCCCGUAUUUCUCCACGUCCGUUGACACGGGGACUGAUUUUGAUCCGAGAAUACACAUUCCUUCAUACGGCAUGUAGAAUCUUGUUAGGUGUAGCGGUAGAUACCUUUUCUUCUUUCGUCUUUGAGAUGACGAGAGAUGCAUUUGUAUUCGUGGAUUCUUUUCGAAUAAGCUUUUCGUUGCUUUUCCGGUGAGCAAA
Molecule: messenger RNA, 1252 nt
Organism: Panicum virgatum (switchgrass)
Lineage: Eukaryota; Viridiplantae; Streptophyta; Magnoliopsida; Poales; Poaceae
Product: ethylene-responsive transcription factor ERF110-like
Exons: 2
Coding region: 137-988 (283 amino acids)
Biological process (GO): regulation of DNA-templated transcription; ethylene-activated signaling pathway
Molecular function (GO): DNA binding; DNA-binding transcription factor activity
Source: RefSeq, a predicted model, not a curated record